This is a messenger RNA of Malus domestica (apple), 1698 nucleotides long. The record is from RefSeq and is a predicted model, not a curated record. Lineage: Eukaryota; Viridiplantae; Streptophyta; Magnoliopsida; Rosales; Rosaceae.
CCACAUCUCAAGAUUGAUCAACGACAAUGCUUACUAAAAAAAUAAACCAAUGUUCCAAAGAAAUCAGCAGUUUAUUGUUCACCGGAAAUCCUAUGUUCUCUUCCCAAAGUCCAAAUUUUGGUACGGCCCAAAACUCCCAAAUUCACAUACUCGCUCACUCACGGAGUAACACCGAAUAAACAUAACUCAUAUAUCUCCGGACCUCUUUCACUUCCACGCAGUCACAACAGACUCACAAUGAAUCAUGCUUUGGUCAUUUUUUCACCACUCUAAGCUUGAUCAAAAUGGCAGUGGCUGAUCAGGGUUUUUUGCUCUUCUACUUCAAUGGUCGACUCGGGUUUGGACUCGAAGCAUUUGUAUUGGAAGGUCACCAAUCCCACACUUUCUCCUUCCCAUCUUCAAGCCUGUUUCUUGCAGGGUUAAUUGCUUUUUACAAAGAAAUUGCAAGGUAAGGAAUAGAUCAUGCAGUUCAGUGGAUGCUUUGCGACUAUCGAAGUGGCAUGUGGUUUCUUAUAGUCUGUUGGAUACAGGGUAGGAAAAUGAUAAUUAGCAAUCAAACAGAGCUGAAGUUGUUGUAAAUUUUAUCGUUCUUGUGUUUGUGAUUCAGUUGGAGCUACAUAAGACGUUAAGAUUCAUUCUGUUUUCUAUUUUGUUUAUUGAUUAUUUAACAUCCAAAAUGCCGCUAAUGGAAGUUUAACGAUUAGCUGAGGUUUAUUUGGGCUCUUUCUUCUAAGACUUGCCAGGAUUCACACGCAGUGUUUACAAAUGAGACCAUGCUUUAAUAACACCAGAAAGUCACGUAUCCUUUACCUGAGUGGUACUUUUGACUCUGCAUUAUGAUAUAUUGUUAGAAAGGUUCCUCUUCUCUGGUGCUGUAAUGUAGAUUUUCUCUAACAGGACCAUGACAUUGGGAACCUAUUUGAUAACGCCGGUGAUGGGUUCACACUUUGUAAUAGGUUCCCACAAAUUAACGGUGGACUCAUAUGCUUAUCUACCUUCUAAUGUUGAUCAGUCCCUCAGGUGUGAUGCAUCUGCCGCUCUUGUGGUAUUCAAGAGAAGGCAUGUUUCUCUGGAAAAUCAAUCUACUGAGCUGAUUUUUGGUUCAACAGAUGAGCAGCCACUCCUGGAAACUCCAGGUGAGGUCUUCCAACUAAGGAAGCUUAUUCCAGCAUCUAUAUCCUAUGACUUCAAUAUCCAUAUUAUGGACUUUCAGCCUGGGGAGUAUCUUAAUGUGAAGGAGGUCCAUGACAAUCAGCAUGGUUUGUUGCUUCUGGAGGGGCAGGAUAUUUACCGUUUGGGUGAUAGCUGGUACCCUGUUCAAGCAGGCGAUGUCAUUUGGAUGGCACCAUUUGUGCCUCAAUGAUAAGUGAUGAAAGGAAUGCAUAAUUCUAACUCUCCAUUUGAUAUUACAAGGAUUGUGUUUUCCUAUCUCCACAUUUUAGUAUUGCCAAAUCAAAUACAUUUCUCUUGCAAAUUUGCAACUUCUACAGGUAUGCGGCAUUAGGUGAAUGCCGGACGCGAUAUUUGCUGUACAAAGAUGUAAAUAGGAAUCCACUCUAGUUUCACUUGUAUCGUUAAGAUGUCGAUGACACUGUUAAAAAGGAACUCUCUACCAUUCCUGGUGACGAACCCUUGAAGUCAUACAGAUACUGGGGAAGAGGUUGGCCUAGAAGCUUCCUCUCCGACUUGUGCUAUCCA